Molecule: messenger RNA, 1770 nt
Organism: Colossoma macropomum (tambaqui)
Lineage: Eukaryota; Metazoa; Chordata; Actinopteri; Characiformes; Serrasalmidae
Product: ceramide-1-phosphate transfer protein
Exons: 4
Coding region: 335-1288 (317 amino acids)
Biological process (GO): ceramide transport; intermembrane lipid transfer
Cellular component (GO): cytoplasm; membrane; cytosol
Molecular function (GO): ceramide 1-phosphate binding; ceramide 1-phosphate transfer activity
Source: RefSeq, a predicted model, not a curated record
AACAGUAACUGUUUUAAAGUGUGUAGAACUGUGUGUGUGUGUGUAUAUGUGUGUGUGUGUGUGUGUGUGUGUGACUGCCGGUCAAAGAACAGAUCAGAGUGCACUUUAACCUCAAACACACACACUGGAAGAGGAAGUGAAGCGUGUCUGAGAGAGACAGACUAUGUGAAAGUGUGUACAGUAGAGUGAUCAAGUAGAGAGAGAGAGACACACAGUGAGAGAGAGACAGAGUGAAAGAUACACAGAGAGAAAGAGAGACAGAGAUAUACAGAGAGAAGGAUACACAGAGAGAAGGCGAGAGAGAGAUAGUGAGAGAGAGAGAGAGUGAGUCAGUAUGAGGGUGUUUGGUCAGUACUUCCUCCCGGCGGUGAUGGUGACUGUGCUGCUGUUCCUGUCCUCACUGUGGCUGCCUCAAGGUUCAGUUCAGGACUGUGAGCUGUCGUGGCUUCCAUGUCUCAUCGUUCGCUCAGAAACCAACAAGGUGGAGUCUGCCGCUGCUGCAGGUUGGCUUGUCAGCCCCAGCGCUGAUGAUGAGAAUGUUAUUAAUAAUAAUAUUAAUGAGGACGCUGUGUUAGGGGUGUGUCCUGGGCAGAAUUUCCAGGUGUCCCGCCUCCUGCUGUAUUUAAACUCUGCCCUCGGCCCCGCCUCUGAUGUCAUGUUGGAGCCAUACCUGCUUUGCUGGGAGGAGCUCAUUAAGUUCAUGGAGGCUCUUGGUCCUCUGGUGAGUUUCUUCACGGGGAAAGUUCAGGAGAAGAUCACUCUAAUUCGCCGGCUGGUAGAGGAGGAAGCUGCUAAGUUCAGUUUCCUCACUGCCCCUGACCCUCAGUGUACCCACAAUCCCCUGCGGCACGCCUACUCCUCCGUACGCUCCAUGCUGGAGGCAGAGCUGCAGAGGGACGUGGUCAAAUUUGACAGACGGACGGAUUCCGGAAGCCGGACGUUGCUCCGCCUCCACCGGUCGCUGCUGUGGCUGCAGCUGCUACUGGAAAAAGUGGUGGAUGAAGGCCGCAGCGACAGGGGCCGCAGCGACGGGGGCCGCAGCCUGGGGGAGCUGUGUGCCGAGGCCUACGCGGAGGCUUUAGCGCCAUACCACCCCUGGCUCCUGCAGCGGGCGGCUCAGCUGGCGUUCAAGGCAAUGCCCAGCAGGGCGGCGCUGCUGCCCAUCGUAUGCGUCCACACGCAGGAGGAGGCGGAGCCAAUAAUCCUUCUUAUCAUCAGCGCCAUCAGAGAGGUUCACCACAGAACUCAGAGAGAGCUGGAGCAGAGGAGCAUGAUGGACCUGCCGUGAACACAGACGCCCACCGCCAUCAGUUCUGAGCCCUCCAGCAUGGGGCGCUGUAGCCACAGCAGAGCCUGGUCAAACUGACCUGAACCCUGUCCAGUCAACACUCACUGCAGCUGGAUGGGUUCAGAGUUAAACAUGUUCCGGACUUUAGACUAAAGUCUUAUUGAGUUUCUUCAUCAUGUUUAAUUUAUCAACACUAACAUUUCAUAACAAAACAACUGCAACACCGAACAGAAUCAGUGUGAAUAUGUGACUUCAGCGUUUUUAAAUGAGGGUUUUUACUGUGUAGUUUGAACUAAUCGAAUUAACCAUAUACAGCACUGUGCAAAAGUCAGAGACCCCCUUCAUUAUUCUAAUUUCCUAUCUGAACAGCCAUUCAGUACAACUGACUCAUUUCCAGGAAAUGUUUUUUGUUUUUUUUUUUCCUGGAAAAAAGUAGAAAACUAUGACGCAAUAAAAUAAAAUUACCCAGAAUCCUCAGCUGC